Messenger RNA from Cryptococcus amylolentus CBS 6039, 519 nucleotides. RefSeq lists its product as hypothetical. Lineage: Eukaryota; Fungi; Basidiomycota; Tremellomycetes; Tremellales; Cryptococcaceae. The record is from RefSeq and is a predicted model, not a curated record. The transcript has a single exon. Bases 1 to 519 code for a protein of 172 amino acids.
AUGUCGCUCAAAUCUGACGAUGGCGCCGAUGUGCCUUUGCCCUCCAUAGAAAAUGAUACCGUCGACGAUGAUCAGCCAAUGUCAGAUGGUCAAGAGUACGAGGCAGACGCAGACUCUGAACAAGACGAGAUCGGUCCGAUGGAUAAAGACGGGUGGUAUCCCAUCGAACGCUCGGGCCGGAUGGAUACUCGAUUCCGAGCCGUCGACUUUGACUCGGGUUGGCUGAUACAGAUUCCCGGCUCAGUCGACGGUAUUGAAGGCAGUCUGAACUUUGACAUUGACCGGAAGUUUGAUGAAUGUGAAGAGGAGGCGUGGAUGAACGAAGCGGAUGAUAGAGUCAUGAAGGGUGAAGACAGCGAGGAGUAUUAUGACAAUAUCAAGGAAGCAGUGCAGGAUACAUAUUGGGAGGUCAAUAGAGAGUCACAGAGGCCGACGGAGAAUGAAAUUGAAGAGAGUUUGAGAUCGUUCCAUAGGCUCGUGCUUGCUCCUCCUGAAUGGGCGGGCGAUAUGGGUUACUAG